Molecule: messenger RNA, 1501 nt
Organism: Rotaria sordida
Lineage: Eukaryota; Metazoa; Rotifera; Eurotatoria; Philodinida; Philodinidae
Source: the annotation of a GenBank genome assembly
AUGACAGCACGACGUGAAACGGCUAUGCGUCAACAUACAUUUUCAUUAUAUAAUUUAUCAGCAAAUGAAAUUUAUUUUCGAGAUUAUGCUGUUCUAUGUCAAAGUACAUUAAAUGAAGAUCAACAAUUAAAAAUAAAAGGUCGUGUAAAUAUUUGUUCAAAAUCUCUUGUUUUUGUUCCAAAUGAUAUUCGUUCACCAAUGAUUAAAAUUUUAUAUGAACAAAUAUUAAAAUUUGAAGAUAGUCGAAAAAAUGAAUUCAGUCUUACUGAUUCAACAAUAAUAUCAUCAUCAGAUAUAAAUAAAAAAAAUUCAAAUAGUUUAAUACUUAAUUGUUCAUCAGUUACAUUAAUGGCAAUUAAUGGACGUAUUGAACCAUAUACAAUUAUUUAUGAUACACAUCGUUUUGAUUUUGAAUUUGUUCAUUCAAAUGUUGAAGAUUGUUUAUCUGUUGUUGGACAAUUAUAUCGUUCAACAACAUUACCAUUUCCUCAACAAGUUAUGAUGAUUAAAUCAAUUGUUCAAGGACGUUUAAAAAUGCUUAAAUUUGAUUUAAAACAAUUAAAAGAUUUAUAUGAAAAAAUUUUAUUUGAAGAAGAUGCUUAUGUUAUUAGACCAUUAAUACAAAAUCCUGGUAAAUGUUUAUUAACAAAUCAAUGUUGUUAUUUUCAAGCAUUAAAUAAUAUUAAUGAACAACAAAUUGUUACAUAUGAUCUAAGUACAUUAAUUAAACUAACGAAACGACGAUAUAAAUUUCAUUAUAUUGGUUGUGAAUUACAGUUUAAAUUGACAGAUCAGUAAGUUAUUGUCUAUUUAAGAAGAACAUAUUGAAUUUUUGAAAUAGUAUAUUAAAUUUAUGGAUGCAUUUGAGAGCUUUUCAAAAGAGCUGAAAAUAUAUAAAAGUCUAUUGACAUUUGCCUUCUUUCACACUGAAAUGCGAAAUAUGAAAUAGCUGCUUUUAUUAAUAGAAAAAUAGUUUUUCUUUUAGUAAUUUGUAAAAAGUACACCAUAAAUUCAUUGUCAAUUCUAUUUAUCAGAUACUAUGACAGUACGUUGUCAAAGUGAGAGAAGAAGAAAGAAUACCUCUGCCUUUCGGUUCUCUUAUGGUGUAGAGCGCUGUCUAGUGGCAGAUUGAAUAGUCCGUUAUCUUCCCUACGAUUAUGACUAGCUGUAAUUCUGAGCAGAAGGCUGACCUAGUACAGAGUUCUUGAGCUCUCCAUACACACUAACUAACUGCAAGAACAAGUGUAUGUCAUAGCGUUGUCAGCAUGCGCUAUCGGAUGGGUAGUCUGACAUAAAUAGCCGUUAGCGACUGGUUCAGGGUUAUUCCAUAGCUGGUGAUACUAAGAUUUGUACACUGUACCUUGUGGAUAUGUGUCGAAUAACGUAACCAGUUAGCCAUGACAGUAUAGGUAUGCACAGGUCCCAGUUCCAACUGAUCGACCACGGGUGCCUCCUGCGGGGGAGGGGAUCGAGAGAGCGACCCUCCAAUCUUGAAAAGCUU